This is a messenger RNA of Sorex fumeus (smoky shrew), 351 nucleotides long. It is a transcript of the gene BLACAT1, whose product is annotated as BLACAT1 overlapping LEMD1 locus. The transcript is spliced from 2 exons. The record is from RefSeq and is a predicted model, not a curated record. NCBI's taxonomy places the organism in Eukaryota, Metazoa, Chordata, Mammalia, Eulipotyphla, Soricidae. The coding region runs from base 177 to 278 and encodes 33 amino acids.
GCAAACCCAAUUCACCCCCUUCCUUUUUAAUUCUUUCUCCUGGUGUGUCUGCUCCAACACCCGAGCUAAUCCCCCAAAUCCGGUCUCCUAAGCCGCAGCUGCUUCCCCGGGCGGUGAUGAAUGGCUCGGGAGGGAAGAUUCUCUCUGGCGAGCAGCCCCCCAGCCUGGCCUAGGGCAUGCCCCAGUUCACUUUCGCCUGCUUCUGUGGCCUCCACGGCUUCUGCAAGAUGAAGAGGAAGAAGGAGAAUGUCCCCAGAGAGCGGGAAACUGCAGUGUGAGCAGCCAGGCCCACCCGCCCAGGGCCCUGCAGGUUCUGGGCUCGAGCGCGCCCACUGCUGGCUGGGGCCAGGA